Messenger RNA from Penaeus vannamei (Pacific white shrimp), 951 nucleotides. NCBI's taxonomy places the organism in Eukaryota, Metazoa, Arthropoda, Malacostraca, Decapoda, Penaeidae. The record is from RefSeq and is a predicted model, not a curated record.
CAGAUCGUUAUUAAUUAAGAAAGAAUAAGACGGAACGUUACGUGCACGAACUUCCCGGGCUCCACUGUGUGUUAAAAGAAGUCUAUUAUAUAGUACGGUACACAGUAAAAAGGAAGGUUAGCGUGAUACGCAAAAUGUGCGUAAAAGUGAGGGUCCGGCAAUAACCCUAGUGAAAGAAAAAGGAAGAAAUAAAAGCAAAAAUGGAAAACGAACAAACCAAUUUAUGUAAUAAAUAUAUGAUGAAGUGGAAUGAAUGAACACGAGAAACGAUAGUCAUAGAAAAUGAAAUGUGAAGACGGGAAUAAUAAGAGAAAAAACGAACAAACAAACAAAUGGCAACUCCAGCGUAUGUGACGCGCCCUCGCCAGGUGGAGCGGCAGGACUCCUGGCCUGGCAAGCAGACCGCUCACCUGCGAGGGCUACCUGAGGAAUCCCUCAUCUUCGACGCCACGCAUCAUCAUAAAAAACCUCGGGACAUCAAGCGCGGCUCAGCGUCGCCGCCGUCGCCCGCAGCACCGGCAGGAGGCCCGGGGUUCUUCGCCAGGACUGGGCGACGCAGAGGGAAUGGCAGCGGGUCGCAGCCUCCACUGAUGCCGAGAUCUCGACGUGAGCGAGGUGUCUUCCCGUCUACCCUCGUUGCGAGCACCAUCGACAUAGUGAAUAAACAGAUCGUUAUUAAUUAAGAAAGAAUAAGACGGAACGUUACGUGCACGAACUUCCCGGUACUGGUGAUUGUGGUGUUAUUAACGGUGAUUUGUUUCUGUGUUGGUUUUUAACUCAUUUUUGUUAGGUGCGGUUAUCGGGUCUUUAUAAAGUGUAGUGUGUAUGUGCGCGCGCGCCUGUACAUGUGUGUGUGUGCGCGCGCGCGUCGGGCGCCUUUGCUUUAUUGACGAACGUCUGUGGUUAUGUUUUUUUUUUGUUUCGUGUUCUAAAGUUAAGUGCAUUGAAUAA